Molecule: messenger RNA, 1053 nt
Organism: Closterium sp. Naga37s-1
Lineage: Eukaryota; Viridiplantae; Streptophyta; Zygnematophyceae; Desmidiales; Closteriaceae
Source: the annotation of a GenBank genome assembly
AUGCUUGAGUCGUUUAAAAAGACGUUUGUAAGGAGUCGGGAAAAGCAGGGUAAGACAGACGCAGCGUCGCACAAUGCAGGCAAUGCAGCAGCAGCUGCGGCAAUCGCCACUUGGGGGGGACCGGACGCCGGAAAGGCGGAAUGCUCGUUUCCGUCUCCAGGCGGCACGAAUCCGACGGCUUCCGUUCGUCGCGACCCGAAUGAAGAGAUUGCGCAGGCGAGCUUGCCGCCUUUUGCGGAGCUGCCGCUGUUAAAUGACGUGGGUGUGCAGGAGAAGCAGGCCCUAUUCAUCCGGAAGCUUCGUCUCUGCAGUUACCUCUUCGAUUUUAACGACCCCAUGAAAAACGCGACGGAGAAGGAGAUUAAGCGGCAAACGCUGCUCGAGCUAGUCGACUACGUUGGUCGUGGAACCGGGAAAGUCAACGAGGCGGUAUUCGAAGACAUCGCGCGCAUGCUGGAGAUCAAUCUCUUCCGGCCGUUACCGCUGUCCGCGCACGCGAUUUCUGGGACGGAACCUAAGGGCCCGGAGGAAAAGAAGCCGACUAUGGAAGCCGCGUGGCCGCACCUGCAAAUAGUCUACGAUUUCCUGCUUAGCCAGGAGGCGGUGCUGUUUCUGGAGGAGUUGGAGGAGGUUUUGAAGGAGACUCAGUUGCCGGAGUUUCAGAUGGUCAUGACGCCGCUGUUCCAGCAGAUCGCAUGCUGCCUCAGCUCCUCGCACUUCCAGUCGCCCGAGUAUCAGAUGGCCACGACGCUGCUGUUCCAGCAGAUUGCGUGCUGCCUCAGGCCCUCGCACUUUGAGCAGACGCCCGAGUUCCUGACAUUCAUGACGCCGCUGUUCAUGCAGAUUGUGCGCUGCUUCGGCUCCUCGCACAUCAGAUGGUGGAACAGCGACUGCUUCUUGAUGCUCGUGGCUCAGAACUCUUAUGCCUCUCCCUCCACCCUCCCUCCUUCCCCCCCAACGCAAUCCCGUUCCCCUUCUGCCUUCAAAUUGCGGAACAGCGACUACUUCGUGGCGCUCGUGGUGGCGCACAUUACCGCUUCAUGUGCGCCCUAA